AUGCUAAUGCACACGCCGGCAAAAAGUGAUAAAAUGGCCGAAUUGAAGACGCUCGUCCACCUGCGUGGCCAGGCGAAGGCCAAAGUGACCAGGAUCCGGAAAUCGAUUGAAGACGUGUCGGCAGCCGGCGUUGUCCAGUUUACCCUGGCCCAGCUAAAGGUAUAUUCUCGGAAUCUGGAAGCCCAUUUCCAAGAAUACCUAAGCUUCCACCACCAAAUCACCGCGUUGUUGCCAGCGGAAAAAUUGGAUGACAACGACGCCACCUACCUCCAAUUCGAGAACCACCACACCGAAACCGCAAUGAUGGUGGAAACCCUCAUCCAGUCCGCAACCCCGCAGUCGCCUCCCACGAAUGUGUCCGCACCCGCGAACAGUGCCCAGCUACCACCACAGAUAGUCGUCCAGCAGCAACCACUGCCGGUUCCAAUCCCUUCGUUUGACGGGAAGCCGGAGAACUGGCCGAGAUUCCAGCAGGUCUUUUCGGACAUUAUGUCACGGUCCAGAGACUCCAACGCCGUCAAGUUACACCACCUUGAGAGGGCACUGUCCGGUGGGUCCGCCGCCAAGCUAAUCGAUCCGAAGACGCUCAGUGAUGGCAAUUUCAAGCACGCCUGGGAGUUGCUGCUUGAUGUUUACGAGGAUGAACGGAAAGCAGUGGACUCGCACAUCCAUGGCCUACUGAGUCUGAAACGGAUGACCAAGGAAUGCUCCAAGCAGAUGAGAGAGUUGCUGAAUGAAGUUACCCGCCACGUCGAGGGGCUGCGACUGCUGAACCAGGAUUUAGAAGGAGUUUCCGAAAGGUUCGUAGUCGUCGUGCUGUCGGAUGCUUUCGAUCCCGAAACGAGGAAGCAGUGGGAGACCACCAUUCCCCACAAGCAGAUCCCAUCGUAUGAAGACACCGUCUUGUUCCUGAAGGAGCGAUGCUCAUUGUUGGAGCGUUGCGAAGCCAGUCACCCGAAGCCGUCGUCAGUCAAGGAAUCCAGUCAGAAGUCCAACCCGAAGCUAUCGUCGAAGUCCCCGCCGGUGAAGUCGUUCGCUAUGGCUACACCCGUAGCUAAUAGUGAGGCGACCUGUGAGAUUUGUAGUGCGAGCCAUCCAAACUACAAAUGUGAAAGGUUUGUUGCACUGACGGUACCCCAACGUAGAACUAAGGUAAGAGAGCUUUUCCUUUGUUUCAACUGUUUGAGGAAGGGACACAUUUCCUCAAAAUGCCCAUCCAACAAAUCAUGCCAGGAGUGUCAAGGUAGGCAUAACACCUUGCUACACGAGCCCAAAGUUCCAAAGCCCGAAUCCAAGCCCAUUGUUGAUAAUCCAAUGCCCAAUCCCGAGCCCGCUAAGGUUGUUGUUAGUUCCCAAGUUCCGAAUCCUGUUGAAAGUGUUGCAUCUGUCUCCAAUCCCGUCCAAAAGGUACCUCGUUCGGAUGACACGCUACUGCUUACGGCCAUGGUUGAUGUCCUUGACAGCCAUGGAAAUUCCUUCCCUUGCCGUGCAUUCCUCGAUUGUGGUUCCCAACCACAUUUGGUUUCCAGUUCGUUUGUUGAACGAUUGGGAAUCGACCAGGUACCUACCCAUGUAGAAGUUGUUGGAGCUACCGGUAAGCGAUCGGUGCUCGACAGAAAGGCAACACUUUCGUUCCGGUCCCGUUGUAAGGAUUAUCAAGCCCGAAUUGAAUGUUUGGUCACCGAUGUGGUGACUGGUCCCCUCCCCGGUCGUAAGAUGAAUUGUCGGUCUUGGAACAUUCCCUCAGGUCUUUCACUUGCUGAUCCCACUUUCCAUACUCCAGGAGAAGUGCAGUUACUGAUUGGAGUUAAACUGUUCUUCGAUUUGAUGCUUCCCGGCCAUUUGGUGCUAGGCCAAAACCUGCCUAUACUCAAGGAGACUCGUCUAGGAUGGGUCGUUGCUGGUGGUGCUGAGGACAUGGAUGAAAAUCAGCACUGCUACACGGCCAGCUUGCGGCCGCUCACAGAAUACAUCGAGAAGUUUUGGUCUGUUGAGUCGGUCGAGAAUAGUAGCGUAGUUUCCAAGGAGGAGCAAGAUUGUGAACAACUUUUCAGCUCGUCCACCAUUCGAAAUCCAGAUGGUACCUACACCGUCUAUCUUCCAUUGAAGGAAUCCGUGAGUGAACUAGGCAGUAACCGGUAUCUAGCUUUGAAACGUUUCCAUAUCCUGGAGCACCGCUUCAGCAAGAAUCCCGAAUUGAAAAAGGCUUAUGUCGAUUUCAUUAAUGAAUACAAGUCGUUGUCCCAUUGUAAGCAGAUCUCCGAGUCAGAUGAUAACCCAGGGAAACUGGUUCAUUAUCUACCGCACCAUGCCGUCCUCAAGCCAAGCAGUUCCACUACUCGCUUGAGAGUUGUUUUCGACGCCUCGGCUCGAACAACUGGCCCAUCUCUGAAUGAUGUUUUGAUGAUUGGCCCCACUGUCCAGGAUGAACUUUUUUGCAUUAUCCUACGAUUCCGUAAGCAUCGGUUCGCGAUAACCGCUGAUAUCUCCAAAAUGUACCGAAGGAUUCGUGUGGUCGAAAACCAUUCUGGGCUCCAGCGAAUAUUUUGGAGGGAAAAUCCUGAUGAUCCGCUUCAAAUCCUGGAGUUGACAACCGUUACCUAUGGGACGUCUAGUGCGCCUUUUCUGGCCACUCGAUCAUUGCUGCAACUUGCACGUGACGAGUGCAAACGUUUCCCAAUUGCAUCCAAGGUAGUAGAAGAGGAUGUCUACAUAGAUGACGUGGUGUCAGGGGCUGAUACCAUUGAGCAGGCCGUUCAGCUUCGCUCGGAUUUGACCGACAUGUUGAAUUCCGGAGGUUUCCCUGUGCAUAAAUGGUGUGCAAGCGACGCAGCCAUCCUAGAUACCGUUCCCGAGGAAGACCGCGAAAAGUAUUUGGUGUUUAAAGAUUCCGACGUGAACAAGGUUAUUAAAACCCUUGGCCUGUUGUGGGAUCCUGAGGAAGACGAAUUUCGUUUCCAUUGUAAGUUGCCGUUCCAACCGUUGUCUGUUCCAACGAAACGUAUCGUCCUCUCCGAAAUUGCUCGUUUGUUCGAUCCUUUGGGGCUUGUGGCUCCAGUUAUAGUCCUCGCCAAGAUAAUUAUGCAACAGUUGUGGAAAGACAAGGUAGGUUGGGAUGACCCGUUGACAGGCGAGAAUCUACAGUCUUGGCUUACGUUUAGAGAAUCCCUGAAAUAUGUUGACUCCGUCAAAAUUCCACGCUUCGUCGGCUUGGUAAGCGUCGAGAGUGUUGAAGUACAUGGAUUCGCUGACGCUUCCCUUCGUGCGUACGGAGCAGUCAUUUACUUACGAGUUGUAUCUGGUUCCGAUGUAAAGGUUUCAUUGCUCUGUAGUAAAUCCAGAAUUGCUCCAUUGUCACCUUUGACGAUUCCCAGAUUAGAGCUAUGCGCUGCCCUAUUGCUGUCCAGACUUGUUCCCAAAUGCGUUGGGUCGUUGAAAAUGGAAAUUCAACGCAUCUGCCUGUGGUCUGACAGCAACAUCGUACUCGCCUGGUUGAAAAGGUUGCCCAACGAUGUUUUUGUCCGCAACCGGGUGAUGGAGAUCAAUUCAGCCACCCAAGGUUUUAUUUGGUCUUACGUUCGUUCUGAAGAUAACCCAGCCGAUGUCGUGUCCAGGGGGCAGUUGCCGCAAACUCUUGCCAGUAACAGUUUGUGGUGGAAUGGACCGACGUUUUUGAAGCUGCCCCAGUAUGAAGUUCUGAUUCCAGAUCCACUUCCGGAAUCCGAAAUGCCUGAUGAUACACCGAUUGUGCCAAUCGUCUCGGUGACGGUUGUUUCUCCUGACGUACCUUUCUUAGAAGCCUUCGGAUCAUUCCGAAAAUUGCAGAGGGUGAUUGCGUACGUCUUACGGUUUGCAAACAACUGUAGAGUGAGGCACGCCGAUCGUGUGUUAUCCAAACAUUUGACAGUUCCUGAAUUGCGUAAAUCCAUGAUGACUAUUAUCGGAGUCGUUCAACGUCUUGAAUUAUCGGAUGAAAUCAACCUGAUUUCGUCAGGGAAACAUAGUCGUCGUUUAGGUCCACUUGAUCCCAUAUUGGUGGACGGUUUGUUAAGAGUAGGUGGUCGUUUGGAGAAUUCUCACCUACCGUAUGAAGCUCGCCACCAGGUUCUUCUUCCGAAUAAGAGCCCAGUUUGUGAGCUUCUGAUUCGGGACAUGCAUCUCGAAAACCUUCAUCUUGGUCCUUCAGGGUUGAUGUCUCUUAUGCGUCAACGAUUCUGGUUGAUUAACGCUAAAUCAACCAUUCGGAAGGUUUUGCGGAGAUGUGUGACUUGUUUCCGAUCUCGUCCUCGCUGCCUACAGCCUAUGAUGGGUCGCCUUCCGGAGGCACGUGUCGUUCCCUCCGCUCCGUUUUCUCGAACCGGCGUUGACUUUGCCGGACCGGUAUUCGUGAAGGUUGGUCUCCGGAAGUUCGUUCGCGUGAAGGCCUACAUCUGUAUUUUUGUGUGUCUCGCUACCAAGGCCAUUCAUUUGGAGCUGGUUUCCGACCUGUCGUCCGCAGCGUUCGUAGCUGCUCUCCACCGUUUUGUUAGCCGUAGAGGCUUAGUUGAAGAAAUACAUUCCGAUCACGGCACAAAUUUUGCAGGUGCAAAAUCGGAUCUCCAUGAACUAUUCUUGAUGUUCAGAGACGAUCAAUCCAAGGGAAGGAUUGAUGAGUUCUGUUCUGCCCGUGAAAUUGUCUGGAAAUUCAUCCCGCCUCGCUCGCCAAAUUUUGGAGGGUUGUGGGAGGCCGGGGUGAAGAGUACAAAAACCCAUUUACGAAAGGUCUUAUCUAACGCCUGUCUCACCUUCGAAGAAUUCUGUACUGUACUGACGCAGAUUGAAGCAGUACUUAAUUCGCGUCCACUCUUUACCAACUCGUUGGAUACCCAUGAACCGUCUGCUUUAACCCCUGGCCAUUUUCUAAUUGGUCGAGCAUUGGUCGCCAUUCCUGAGCCGACGCUUGAAGAUGUACCUGUCAACCGCUUGACCCGUUGGAAAUACUUGCAGUCUCUUCGACAACACUUUUGGAAACGCUGGUCGAAUGAGUAUCUCAACACGCUCCAAGCUCGCUCUAAGUGGCAUAACGGUACUCCAAACGUUACUCCUGGGCUCAUUGUGAUUAUUAAAGAAGACAACCUUCCACCACAGUCAUGGAAAUUGGGCAGAAUUGUGAAGGUUUACCCUGGCAAAGAUUUAGUAGUAAGGGUAGUUGACGUUGAAACAUCUACUGGGGUAUACCGUCGUUCAGUAUCCAGACUCGCACCACUUCCAAUCGAAGACAACGAUCAAGCUCUCGCAUCUACAGAUCCACAGUGA
Aedes albopictus (Asian tiger mosquito) is the source of this 5295-nucleotide messenger RNA. RefSeq lists its product as uncharacterized. The record is from RefSeq and is a predicted model, not a curated record. Gene Ontology annotation, molecular function: nucleic acid binding; zinc ion binding. NCBI's taxonomy places the organism in Eukaryota, Metazoa, Arthropoda, Insecta, Diptera, Culicidae. Bases 1 to 5295 code for a protein of 1764 amino acids. Gene Ontology annotation, biological process: DNA integration. The transcript has a single exon.